Molecule: messenger RNA, 1884 nt
Organism: Stylonychia lemnae
Lineage: Eukaryota; Ciliophora; Spirotrichea; Sporadotrichida; Oxytrichidae
Source: the annotation of a GenBank genome assembly
AUGCGCCCAAGACUAAGAUUGUUCUACUCAGCUAUGAUGGUCUCAUUCAUCCCUUUCAUUCUAAAAUAAACCUUUGAAAAAUGUAUUCAAUUCUUCAUUACCUAGCACUCACUAAUUUAAUACAUAGAUUUAGGUACUGAUGAUUUUAGAAUGAUUUACAGAUAAAAUAUGCCAAUAGGGUUUUUAGCAGGAAGUUUGACUACUUUUAUUGUCUUGAGUAGAAGGCCUGAAUAUCUUCUUUUAGGUGGAGCAAUAGGAAUGCUUCACUCUUUGCUCUACACAUGGACCCUGAGAUAUCAUAUCACACAGAAAUACAAGGAGCUACUAGUUGAGGAUAAAUUCAAUCCUUUGCUAGUUGAUUAAAAUAAUCUCACUUAAGAUGAUAAAAAUAUUCUGUUCCUGGAAUAAUAAGAAUCUCAAAGAAGACUUGAUAAACUUAAUUAGAUGAAAGAGAUUAAAGAAAUCGAUUAAAGUAAAGAGAUCAAGUUUGUCAAGUCAGUCUCAUCUGAUCAAGAAAAACUAAAAAAGUGUCUAUACUAACAUCAAAUCACAUUAGACGAUAGAGAAGUGUCUCAAGACUUAAUUUACAGUAUUAUUGGAAAGAGAUUUCAUGAGUGUCUCAAAACAUAAUCAACUAAUCCUGAAUUCCAAUAGUUAUCUAAUAAAGAGCUCAUACAUCAAGUUUGCAGAAAAGAGAGGCUGACAUUUUUCAACUAUCUAAAAAUGAACACUCUAGAUGGAAAUGAGAUUAACGAAGAAACUGUUAAGGAUAUGAUCAAUAGGGAAUACAUGUUUUAUUUCAAGAGGGAUGAAUAGCCAAACAUUUAUGAUGAUGGUCUAUUGUCAUAUAUACCUUUCAUGAAGAAAUUUAGCAAGUCCUUCAGUCUUAAGUCUUCAUAACCAAAAUAGUUAUAAAUACAUUCGUUUUCAUCACAAAAUCAAAGUAAUGAUGAGUAAAACGAAAAGAAAGUAUAAACCCUUUAUGAUAAAAUCGAUCCAUAUUUGAGAUUAGCUAGAUUUAAUAGAUAAAUUGGAACUUAAUUGCUUCUUUUACCCUGCUAUUGGGGUCUUGCUCUUGGAUCUCCUACACUAAUUCCUUCAAUUAAGAUGAUUAGUUUGUUCACCUUUGGUGCUUUAGCUACUAGAUCUGCUGGAUGCAUUAUUAAUGAUUACUUAGACAGAGAUAUUGAUAAGCAUGUUGAAAGAACAAAAGCAAGACCACUCACUACAGGCGAAUUAACUCCAAAUUAAGUAGCUGCAUUUUUUUCUGGGUUAAUGGCAAUUAAUUUUGGAGUGUUAUUUUCAUUGCCUUGGGAAUGUGUAAAAUAUGGGUUGAUGGUGACUCCUGUCGUCUUUAUGUACCCUACAUUCAAAAGAUUUUUCCCUGUGCCAUAACUAGUUUUAGGAGUCGCAUUCAAUUCUGGAGUUUUUAUUGGAUAUGCUGCAGUAGCUUCACAACUUGCAGCAAACCUUUCAGUUUGCUUGCCCUUUUAUUUGGGUGGAAUCCUAUGGACUAUCAUUUAUGAUACUAUAUACGCUUUUCAGGAUAGAGAAUUCGACAAAAAACUUGGAUUAAAAAGUGCUGCAAUAACUUUUGAAAACAAUCCUCAUCAAAUACUAUCUGUAUUGAGUGGCUUAUCAAGUUUAUGUUUUCUAAUAGGAGGAAUAAAUGCUGGAUUUGGAAUGCCAUACUUCUUAGGCCUUUCUACAGUGAUGGCUCAUUACGCCUGGUAAAUGAAAACCCUUGAUAUUAAUGAUCCCAAAAAAUGCUGGAAUCUUUUUACAGCGAAUAGGUAUCUUGGAUUGCUUUUAACUUUAGCGAUUUUACUAGGAAAGUCUUAAUAACUAAGUAAAGAUGAUUAGAAAAUUGAAUAAAACAGUUGA